UCAUUUUUAAUACGAGGGAGGGGGUUCCCAGAAAAUACCUCCUCUUGCUGUUCCUCAUCUCGAUCUCGUGAAUAUCAAACACUCGCCGUCUCCAUAUUGCAAGCAGAGAUCAGAAAACACGGGGAAAAAAUGAAGAGGCUAUUUUUAACGGUCGGUUAAGCGUGCCGAUGUCGGGUUUCUCCUUGCUAGCUUCGGGAGUUUAAACGCAAGCGUUGAGACAUUGCGAGGGCUAUUUAUUAAGGCCACAUUUGCAGGUUUCAUGGUCAGCUCGCUAAAGCUAUCUGAUUUGAGCAAUCCAGACUCCAUUUACUUGUUAGCCGUUCGGCGCAGGCGAAAUUUAUUUUUGUUAUGCGCAUCACUGUGGGCUAAUUGAUCAAAUGUGCAUCCGCGACGCGUAUUUUAAUGCAACAAAACGCAAAGAUUAGUGUUCGGGUGCAGUCCGUUCACCCACGCUAGCCCGAUCGACAGCAGUCUGCCUGGAGAUCUGCCAUUAACUCGACUUGACUAGCUGUUAGCACAAUCUCAAACACGGACACGGCCAAAACUCGCUGGGAAAAGGAGCUAACAUUUCGUUUCCAUGGACAACACGUCCAUAAUAACGCAGGUUACGAACCCCAAGGAGGAGGAGAUACUGUCGUCAAAUGCUGAGAAAGUUUCGCUGUCCAACUGCAGUCUGAAGAAGAAGAGGACUCGCAGCAUCUUCAGCUCAUUGUUCUGCUGUCUGAGGAGUUACGAUGCCGAGCCACCCACCACCCCCAACAACAACAGCAGCCCUCUUCCCCCACCUGUGGAGGAAAACGGAGCUCCACCAAAGUGUGACCAGGUUGAGGUCAUCCCUAUCCCCGGUCCUCCAGAGAAGUACCUCCUCCCAGAGGUUAACAUAAACGACUAUGGAAAGAAGUGUGUGGUAAUAGACCUGGAUGAGACUCUGGUGCACAGCUCGUUUAAGCCCAUUAGCAAUGCUGAUUUCAUUGUCCCAGUGGAGAUAGACGGCACAGUGCAUCAGGUGUAUGUGCUCAAAAGACCUCAUGUGGAUGAGUUCCUGCAGAAAAUGGGCGAGCUGUUUGAAUGUGUGCUUUUCACGGCCAGUCUAGCAAAGUAUGCUGACCCAGUGGCUGACCUUCUGGACCAGUGGGGUGUGUUUCGGGCACGACUCUUCCGGGAAUCCUGUGUUUUCCACAGAGGGAACUAUGUCAAAGACCUUAGUCGGCUAGGGAGAGAGCUCAGGAAUGUAAUCAUUGUGGACAACUCCCCUGCUUCCUACAUUUUCCAUCCUGAAAAUGCUGUGCCGGUGCAGUCAUGGUUUGAUGACAUGAAUGACACAGAGCUCCUGGACCUGCUGCCUUUCUUUGAGGGACUGAGCAAAGAGGAAGACGUGUAUGGAGUGCUGCAGAACCUUAGGGGCAGGUAGCAGGCUGAGCUGCACCACCUGAUGAGGGGCCAUUGGAGUCCUCCGGUGGAGAUCAGAGGAGCAGCUCGUCUCCUCCAUCCUGCAGCUACCACCAGUCCUCACCUCACAGUACAGGAGAAUGACACCACCAGGACACACAGUGAAAUAAACAGACAUUUUUAACAUUUUAAAGGACUCUGAAAUAUUUCUCUUUUGAAAAGUGCUUAUGAGAAACCAAAAAGAAAUAUUACCUUUAUUCCCUUUUUCAAAUGAAAAUAUUCUAGUCAGAACCAUUCUUUGAGGUGUUGCUAUGCAGGUAGAAAUAUGUAGGGUUAAAGGACUGUGGGGUUUCCUCUCCAACCCAACAAAGUGCCUUUUUUGAAUGUCAUUUUUACAGGGGGAAAACUAACAUUUUGUACACAACUUAUUUCCAGAGAACCUAAUCUUUACAAGAAUGAUAUGCUUUAAAAUAGAGGCUGGUCAGACUCUUUUUAUAAAAGCACUGUUAAAAGAGGCCAGAGAUUUUUAAUUAUGUAAAGCUGGGUAAAUGUCUCCAUCUUUAUUCUUGUUGUGCUUUUUUUCCCUUUUCAUUUUGCUUUAGCUUGUGCCAUUAUAUAGAUCGAUUAUCUAGACUUGUAUAUGUUUACUUUUUGUUUUCUAAGAGCAAAGGAAUGCAUUUGCACUUGAUAGGUUACUCUUCUUGUACACUAUGGCCUCUCUUGCUAUACAGACUAGUAGUAAACAAUCUUAAGUGGAAGAUUGUAUUGUGCCAAUCAUUAUUAGUUAUUGUUUUUGUUCUCAGCAAACAGGCCCAACUGAAUUGACUGUUAAAUUAUACAGCAAAUAUUGGUACUUUUAAUUGAUGUGCAGACAAAUAUUUAGACAUUUCAAAAUUAAUCCAGAGAAGUUGCCAAGUGACUCUACAAGAUAGAAUUUUAGUCAUUAGUAUUUCUUUAAACUUGGUCUGAAUGCCUUUGGUGAAAUAGCAUAGACACUGCAGUUGUUCCCCCUUUUGUAGUAUUCCUAAAGGGAAGUGUCCUUUUAUAGGCGUCAGGAUGCACAAUUGCAAAUGUAUCCCUUUUAUUAUUUUUUUUUUUCUCAUUGUUUGAUUUGUGUAGUAUUGAAAAUUGGUACAGGUCCAACAUCUUUAUAAGACUGAUCUUAUUUUUAAUUAGUUUCAGCUUGUUUUAGACCAUACCCUGCUGCUGCUACCACUGUACACUACACUACAAAAGACCUCCCUGUAGGGUACAAACAGUACCAGCCCAGGGACAAGAGACUGUGCAGCUUGUGCUAGAGCAUAAUCCACGGCACUACGGAACUAACAUGGCUCAGAAUCGACAAGUUUAAAGGGAUAGUUCACCCAAAAAUGUCACAAAAAAAAAAGAGAAAAAAAGAGAAAAAAAACAAAGUCAUCAUUUACUCACCCUCGUGUUGUUCCAAACUUGCAUGACUUCCGUUUUUCUGUGGAACACAAAAAGAUGAUGUUAGGCAGAAUGUUAGCCUCAGUCACCAUUUGCUUUCAUUGUAUGCAAACAAGAUGCAAUGAAAAUGAAUAGUUACUGAUACAUACAUUCUGCCUAACAUCUACUUUUGCAUUCCAUGUAGGAAAGAACGUCAUCCAGGUUUUGGAACAACAUGAAUGAGCGAGUGAAUGAUGACAAUGUUCUAUUCCUUUGAGUUUGUAUGGCCUUCAUCAAAAUGGGUUGAUUUUUGGUGAGACCCACAAAACUGAUAUUGUGCUUGCAGCAUUGCCCUUAUGUAGAGCUGUCCCUUGUGAUUGUGGGUCUGAUUGUUGUUGAAGUAGUGUGCAAGCUGUGCAGACUCUCCAUCACCACAGUGCCUAAGAUGAGAGGAGCAGCACCUGCAUUUCCCGAUCUGCUGCUGAGCAGGCAAUAGCCUCUCACUGCCCAGAGUCCGCCACUUCAUAGUUAAUUUCACUACGAGUUGUCAUUUAUUUUUCUUUUGUCCACUUUUUUCAGUCUUUCAUCGUCUACCUCUCUCCAUCUCUCUUUAUCCUGCUCCACAGCAGGCAACAGAGAGCAAUUCAUUCUUAACUUUAUGGUCUUCUGUCAGUAUUUGAGAUAUAUGUAUUCGUAUGUUAUCCCGCAGCUGCUGUUUUCUGCUUGUUUGAGUGCUGCAGAGCCUCUCCUUCUAUUGACUAUUUGCUGAAGUUUACACCUUAAAGCAACCCAGAUAUUUGGCUUCGAAGUACUUGAUUUCUAGUGUUGGAAAAUAUGCUUGGAUUUUUUAAACACAAUGCGUUUCACAUUUCAUUGUUUUAUGACACAUUUGACUGCAGGUGAUCUGACAGUUGAAACACUGUUGGUUUUGGUCACGGUUGUGGUAUUUUCCAUUUGAUCUCCAUGUGUUUUCACUUCUAAACUGUCUGGUUCUUUGUUUCAAUACACAUUGUCUAUUUGAGAAUUUGCCUUAUUUUCUUUUUUUAAUAUUUUUGCAGUAAGCCAUAUAGAAACUUUAAAGUAAUUGGAUUUACUCGGGUUUGAAAUCAGUUCGGAGAGGCUGUACAGUGCUAAUGUUUGGAUUAUAUUUCAAGUUGAAUUCAUUCAUGGUUAUCGCAAGUUUUCUUCCGGACUCUGACGUGUUAUAUUAAAGCACCUUUUUAAAAAAGAAAAUGACUUUUAUUUGAUUUGCUGCUAUGUACUAAGUUUUCUUUAACCCUUAUAUGUGUUCCGGUCAAAGCAAACAGAUAUACUUUAUGAAAAUUUUAGUUAAUUUUACCAGUUAGAAUAAAAUUCCAUGACUUUGUUCACACAGGGCAUCUGAACACCAUUUUUUUUUUUUUUUUAGAUAAUUUUCAUAAAAUAUUCUGUUAUUCUAGUUUUAUUUCACUUUGUUACACCUGUGGUGUUCCUGUUCUGAAAUGACUGGCCAUUGGAAAUGAAUGGAUUAGACUACAAAUUACAGAAAUAUUAAGUGUUCAGGAGCAUCCCAGUCCUUUAGAUGAGCACAUAUGUUUAUAUGUGUUUGCACACACAAAAUCCUCAGACAUGUACACACACACACAAAUACAACUUGUUUUGAGGGCCCUUUUGUGUAUUGUCUUUUUAUAUACACUCUAUAAGGAAUAUUUCAAGAUCUACUUAUAAAGUUGUGUUUGGGCUUGUUUGAAUCGGGAUAGUCUGUUGUAAGUUGCAAUAUGUUAUUUUCUAUGUCAUAUGUAUGUUUCAGGUAUUAUUAAGGAAAAACGUGACAAAAAGACACUCCUGUUUAUUGUAUUUAUGCAUGUCAGUGGGACUUUCAUACAAUAAUACUUACUGCAGUUUGGCCUCUGAGUGAAACAAAUCUGCUCAUUGCAUUUUUGAGACCUU
Molecule: messenger RNA, 4722 nt
Organism: Myxocyprinus asiaticus (Chinese sucker)
Lineage: Eukaryota; Metazoa; Chordata; Actinopteri; Cypriniformes; Catostomidae
Gene: ctdsplb
Product: CTD (carboxy-terminal domain, RNA polymerase II, polypeptide A) small phosphatase-like b
Exons: 8
Coding region: 578-1411 (277 amino acids)
Molecular function (GO): RNA polymerase II CTD heptapeptide repeat phosphatase activity
Source: RefSeq, a predicted model, not a curated record